Suncus etruscus (white-toothed pygmy shrew) is the source of this 1724-nucleotide messenger RNA. RefSeq names its product haloacid dehalogenase like hydrolase domain containing 5 (gene HDHD5). The record is from RefSeq and is a predicted model, not a curated record. Gene Ontology annotation, cellular component: mitochondrion. Gene Ontology annotation, biological process: glycerophospholipid biosynthetic process. Lineage: Eukaryota; Metazoa; Chordata; Mammalia; Eulipotyphla; Soricidae. Bases 11 to 1264 code for a protein of 417 amino acids. The transcript has 8 exons.
GGUCGGGUGCAUGGCUGGGCUCGGCUGCUGCUGCGCUGUCCGCGCGGUGCCUGGCCUUUGGCGUCGGGCUGCAGCGUCCACGGCCGCGGGGCUCCGGGCCCUGUGCUCCAGGCGAGGCUAUGCGGUGGGCCCCGGGCAGAAAGCACCAACCUUUGGGUUCCUGUUUGACAUUGAUGGUGUGUUGGUUCGGGGCCAUCAAGUGAUCCCAGCUGCUCAGGAAGCAUUCCGAAGGCUGGUGAACUCCCAAGGACAAUUGCAAGUGCCUGUGGUUUUUGUCACAAAUGCUGGGAACAUCUUACAAGACAGUAAAGCCCAGGAGCUAUCAACCUUGUUGGGGUUCAAGGUGGAACCAGACCAAGUUAUUCUCUCUCACAGCCCCUUGAAGCUCUUCUCACAGUAUCAUGGGAAGAGGAUGAUGGUUUCUGGACAGGGACCCUUGGUGGAAAAUGCUCGAUUACUGGGCUUCGAGAAUGUGGUGACUAUAGAUGAGCUGCGGACGACCUUCCCUGUGCUUGACAUGGUGGAUCUUGAGCGACGGCCGAAGAGCACGCCCCUUCCACGGACUGACUUUCCAGUCAUUGAAGGGGUACUCCUCCUUGGAGAGCCUGUCCGCUGGGAGACAAACCUACAGCUGAUCAUGGAUGUCCUCCUCAGCAAUGGGAACCCUGGGACAGGUCUGGCGACAGCCCCCUAUCCCCAUCUCCCAGUCCUGGCCAGCAACAUGGAUCUCCUUUGGAUGGCUGAAGCCAAGAUGCCCAGAUUUGGCCAUGGCACAUUUCUGCUAUGCUUGGAAACCAUUUACAAGAAGGUGACAGGCAAAGAAUUGAAGUACGAGGCCCUGAUGGGCAAACCGAGCAUCCUCACGUACCAGUAUGCGGAGAACAUGAUCGGUCAGCAGGCUGAGAGGCGAGGCUGGACUGCCCCCAUCCAGAAGCUCUAUGCAAUAGGUGAUAACCCUAUGUCUGAUGUCUACGGCGCAAACCUAUUCAACCAGCACCUGCAAGUGGCCAAACAUGAAGGUUCAGAGAAGCUCAGGCAGCGGUGGCAGGCCACGCAGAGCUGUACCUCCAUCUUGGUGUGUACCGGUGUGUACAGUCCCCAGACCCUGGCAUCAGCAGAGGCGUCCCAGAGAACAGAGGCACCUCCUUUCCACGGACAUCGCGACUUCAACUUGAGUCCGAGCCUCCUGGAGGCCUCCUACAUUGUCCAUGAUGUGGACGAGGCCGUGCAGCUGGUUUUCCGCAGGGAGGGCUGGACUUCGUAGCUCUAGAGGGGGAACAGUGGGGCUCUUGGAGGUACAAGGAGGUCCUGAUUGCUGGCUUCAGCUAGGAUCACUGGGCUUCUACACCGAGAGGCUCUUUAACAAGCUGGGUAACUGGGAUGAAGACUUUGAGUGAGUUAUUUUCCCUGCAGGGCAGCACUACAGGACUGUGGCAUUCAGGGGGCCACAUUUUGGGUAGAACUCAAGAUUUUUUUGGUCCAGUUCCUGUCUGUCUCUCCUGGCAGUCAGACCUCAGGCCCGUCUCUUUACUUCUGUGCCUCACUUUUUUUUCAUGUCAGUAGGGACUUCUAUAAAAAGGUGAUGUAGGGAAUCAUGUAUAAAUUUCUGUAGGACCUUUGUCCACAUUGAAGAAGCAGUUGAUGCCAGCAAGUUGUAUGUGAACUCUCAGAUACUACUAUUACGGCAUUUUAGAUUCUUGUCCAGGGACUUCUGAUCUUUUGUU